CGCUAAGCUGUUCUCAGUCACUGCGAGGCACGUCCGCCGGCGCCGCCAUCACGGGAAUGGCUGCUUCCGCCGGUGAAGCUGCCGGCGCAACGACCCCGGAGGCGCCCUCACCGUUCUCUGACGACUGGAAGGAGCGGAUCAUAUUCCCUGCCGCCGGCGCCAGCGUGGUUGGAGCCGCGUUCGGGCUGCUGUCGCGGCACCGGGCACGCCUUGGCGCCGCCCGUGCCGCUGUCACCUACGCCGCUAACCUUGCCAUCGUCGCCGGGUGCUACGGAGGGGCACGUGAACUCGCAAGAGAUGCUCGAGCCACAAGACCUGAUGAUCCCAUGAAUUCUGUUGUUGGUGGGCUAGCAAGUGGAGCUGUUCUUGGUCGAAUACAAGGCGGACACUUUGGAGCAGUGAAAUAUGCAGUCACCUUUGCAGCUGCUGGUACCGCAAUGGACUAUGCUGCGUUGAAGCUGGCCCCUGAAUGGCAUGCCUGGAAAGAACAGCUCUCUGAAAAGAAAGACUGGUUUACACUACCCGAGUGGUCUCCGAUCCAAGUGUUAGAUGAGGAAGCUUUGGCUAAGAAAAAAGCUCGAGAGGAGAAGUUGUUUGCCCAGCGAGCACUCGGUAAACUUGACAAGGAGGAUUCCUAGCUACACCGUAUUUUGGAGAACUGCAUACAGACAGAAAUAUGAUGAAUUUUAGGUGCUUAUCUGUUUGUCUCCCAAACCAUAGUGUUAGAAAACACUGAGAUUUUUUUUUAACUUUUCCUGUACUUUUGGGGAAUGCCCAUGGAAAAGCAAACCUAGCUGGUGCACUUCCAGGUUUUGACGGCCAGAAACAUCGCUACAAAUAGCUUGUACUUCGUUAUGCAGCUUCCACCUUUUUCUUUGUGAGUGGAUUUGCACUUCGUUUUGGAAGUUGAUGUUUGGAUCUGGGAUCAGAAUAUGCGUUGUAACAACUUUUUCUUAUAUUUUUUUCAGUACAAAUGUUAUGGCAUAUGUUAAUCCUUAGAACGUGGCA
Setaria italica (foxtail millet) is the source of this 1008-nucleotide messenger RNA. RefSeq lists its product as uncharacterized. Bases 57 to 638 code for a protein of 193 amino acids. The transcript is spliced from 4 exons. Gene Ontology annotation, molecular function: transmembrane protein transporter activity. The record is from RefSeq and is a predicted model, not a curated record. Gene Ontology annotation, biological process: protein insertion into mitochondrial inner membrane. Gene Ontology annotation, cellular component: TIM22 mitochondrial import inner membrane insertion complex. NCBI's taxonomy places the organism in Eukaryota, Viridiplantae, Streptophyta, Magnoliopsida, Poales, Poaceae.